AUGAGCCGCCAGCUGCACCGCCACCCCGGCCCCGAGCGCCUGGGCUUCAGCGGCUGCUCGGCCGUCAUCGCGGGCCGGGUCAGCAGCAGCUCCGCCCCGUUCCGGGCCGGCAUCAAGACCACCGCCGCCUUCGGCAGCAGGAGCCUCUUCAGCCCGGGGGGCGGCCGGCGCCGGGCCCUGAGCGCCGCGGCCGGGCGGAGUGGCGCCUGCGCGCUGGGCCACUGCGCGGGCACGGGCGGCGGCCGCCUGCGCGGCUUCGUGGGCACCGUCUUUGGCAGCGCCGGCCUGGGGCCCGCCUGCCCCUCCGUGUGCCCGCCCGGCGGCAUCCCUCAGGUCACCGUCAACAAGAGCCUCCUGGCCCCGCUCAACGUGGAGCUGGACCCCGGGAUCCAGAAGGUGCGCGCCCUGGAGCGGGAGCAGAUCAAGGCUGUGAACAACAAGUUCGCCUCCUUCAUCGACAAGGUGCGCUUCCUGGAGCAGCAGAACCAGGUGCUGGAGACCAAGUGGGAGCUGCUGCAGCAGCUGGACCUGAACAACUGCAGGAACAACCUGGAGCCCGUCCUCGAGGGCCACAUCAGCAACCUGCGGAAGCAGCUGGACACGCUGUCCGGGGACAGGGUGAGGCUGGACUCGGAGCUGAGGAGCGUGCGGGACGUGGUGGAGGACUACAAGAAGAGGUACGAGGUGGAGAUUAACAGACGCACAGCUGCUGAGAAUGAGUUUGUGGUGCUCAAGAAGGAUGUGGAUGCCGCCUACAUGAACAAGGCUGAGCUGCAGGCCAAGGUGGACUCCUUGACGGACGAGAUCAAGUUCUUCAGGUGCCUCUACGAAGGGGAGAUCGCUCAGAUCCAGUCCCACAUCAGUGACACGUCUGUCAUCCUGUCCAUGGACAACAACCGGGACCUAGACCUGGACAGCAUCAUCGCCGAGGUCCGCGCCCAGUACAAGGAGAUCGCCCUGAAGAGCAAGGCCGAGGCCGAGGCGCUGUACCAGACCAAGAUCCAGGAGCUGCAGGUCACGGCGGGCCAGCAUGGAGAUGACCUCAAACUCAGCAAGGCUGAGAUCUCAGAGCUCAACCGUCUGAUCCAGAGGAUCCGCUCCGAGAUAGGGAGUGCGAAGAAGCAGUGCUCCAACCUGGAGACGGCCAUCGCCGAUGCCGAGCAGCAGGGUGACUGUGCCCUGAAGGACGCCCGGGCCAAGCUGGAUGAGCUGGAGGGCGCCCUGCACCAGGCCAAGGAUGAGCUGGCCCUCAUGCUGCGCGAGUACCAGGAGCUCAUGAGCACAAAGCUGGCCCUGGACGUGGAGAUCGCCACCUACCGCAAGCUGCUGGAGGGCGAGGAGUGCCGGAUGUCUGGUGAAUAUCCGAAUUCCGUGAGCAUCUCCGUCAUCAGCAACACCAGUGCUGGGGCAGGAGGGGCUGGCUUCAGCCUGGGCUUUGGCGCCUCCAGCAGAUACAGCUACAAGCCCGCGGCCGCAGACGUCAAAACCAAAGGCAGCUGUGGCAGCGAGUUCAAGGAUCCCCUCCUCAAAGCCUCGGGCAGCAGCUGUGCGACCAAGAAGCCCUGGAGAUGAAGGGCAGGCGGCGGGUGGCUCCGUGAGCAGGGAGCUGCAGCCAUCUCCUCCUUCUCCACCCCCGGGCCCCCUUUCCAAGUCGGGAAGUGCUUCCUCCGUCACCACAAUCCCAGUCCCUCCUCUCUCCUGGUUGUCCCCAGCGGGCAAUGCUCUGAUGGGGGAAGUCCAGUUGUGGGCACUCUUGGUGACGUCCUCCUUGGCCACCUUUCACUGGGUCACUGCCCCCACAUGCGGAGAUAACACACGUACCCAGGAUGCUUCCCUGCGGCCAGGCGCAGCCUCUCUGCCCCCUGCCUUUCUUAGGCCUUCACGGCCAAGGGGCUCUCUUUGUCCUCUGGUUGGGGUCAUGUCCGGUUCUCUGCUUCUCCUGCAAUAAAGGAUCA
Molecule: messenger RNA, 1955 nt
Organism: Diceros bicornis minor
Lineage: Eukaryota; Metazoa; Chordata; Mammalia; Perissodactyla; Rhinocerotidae
Gene: KRT72
Product: keratin 72
Exons: 9
Coding region: 1-1572 (523 amino acids)
Biological process (GO): keratinization; intermediate filament organization
Cellular component (GO): keratin filament
Molecular function (GO): structural constituent of skin epidermis
Source: RefSeq, a predicted model, not a curated record